AUGUUGUUUGAAAUAUUGUUGUAUUGCUGGUACGGUAAUGAGCUCGACUUGAAGAUGAAAAGCGUCGCCUACGCAAUCUAUGUCAGUAACUGGAUGGCAGUGUCGGCCAAGCAACGUAAAAGUUUGAUGCUCGUGAUGUUGAUAAGCCAGCGAGGCAGGAUACUCUCCUUCUAUGGAUUUUCCGAUUUGAUCCUCAACACUUUCAUGUCGAUUUUGAAGACGUCCUACUCUGCCUUCAAUUUGCUGCAGUAA
Molecule: messenger RNA, 252 nt
Organism: Dinoponera quadriceps
Lineage: Eukaryota; Metazoa; Arthropoda; Insecta; Hymenoptera; Formicidae
Product: odorant receptor 33b-like
Exons: 3
Coding region: 1-252 (83 amino acids)
Biological process (GO): detection of chemical stimulus involved in sensory perception of smell; sensory perception of smell
Cellular component (GO): plasma membrane
Molecular function (GO): olfactory receptor activity; odorant binding
Source: RefSeq, a predicted model, not a curated record